AUGCGAAUCCACCCCAGUGUCCCCCUCCUCUCGAGAGGGCAGGGGCGCGCCACGUGGACUUGUUCUCGAUGCAAGAACGCGAAUCCCACGUUCUUUGAUGCCCCCUCUCGUACAUUCAACUCCCGUGCCGCCCGACCUGUACGCAUCGUCCGACCGAAGAAAGUUGUCUACUGGGCCGCAGCUGGUGGCUCACUGGGAGGGAGUCUCCUUUUCUUUGGGGAUGACCUCAAACAUGGUUGGCGUGCGGCGGAAAGGACAGGGAGGGUCGUAACCACGUUGGCCGUAAACAUCAAUGACUACCGCGUGACCUUGAAGCAGGAGCUGGACGAUCCUGAUGAAGAAACCCGCCUCCUAAAGGCCUGCCAUAAGCGCUGUGCCGAGAGGACAUUGAAAGUUCUCGAGAAGAAUGGCUCCAUCUUCAUCAAACUCGGCCAGCACCUGUCCUCCAUGGGCUAUCUCCUUCCAACCGAGUGGACCGAGACAUUCAUUCCCUUGCAAGACAAAUGCCCUGUCUCAUCCUACGAAUCGAUAGAAGACAUGUUUCUGAACGACACUGGCCACCGGAUAGAAGAAUCGUUUGAAGAAUUCUCCCGUGACCCAAUUGGUGCGGCAAGUUUGGCUCAAGUGCAUACCGCACGCCUGAAGGGUACGGACCAGAAAGUCGCCGUAAAGGUGCAGCAUCCAAGUCUCGAGGAAUGGGUGCCUUUGGAUCUGGCCUUGACGCGGUUCACCUUCAGUAUGCUCAAAAGAGCCUUUCCUAAUUACGACAUGGAGUGGUUAAGCAGCGAAAUGGAUUUCUCCUUACCUCAAGAGCUGGAUUUUUCUCUCGAGGGCGCCAAUGCCGAGCGAGCCAGAGAGUAUUUUUUGCGCAAUGCGACUUUUCCACUCGUUAUUCCCAAAGUCAUCUCAGCCAGUCGGAGGAUUCUCGUCAUGGACUACGUGACAGGCGCAAGAGUGGACAAUCUCGAAUACUUCGUCAAAAACAGUAUAUCUCCCGAUGAAGUCUCUGCGACUUUGGCCAGAAUCUUCAACACUAUGAUUUUCCGGAGCGGCGCCCCUCUUCAUUGUGAUCCACAUGGAGGCAAUAUCGCGGUACGCCACAAUCCAACCCGGAGAUAUCCAUAUAAUUUCGACAUUAUUCUCUACGACCAUGGCCUUUACCGCAUGCCCGACGACAAGUUGCGGCGAGACUAUGCCAGACUAUGGCUGGCAGUGAUCGACGCGGACGAAGCUCGAAUGCGUAAAUACUGUUAUGAAGUCGCAGGAAUCACCGACGAACAGUUCCCUUUGUUCGCCUCGGCAAUUACAGGUCGCGACUAUCGAGUGUUGACGAGGAAGGAAGUCGCAACUUCGGCUCGAAACACCAAGGAGAAAGAAGAUAUCAAUCAAGUAUUUGGCGAAGACCUCCUACAACAGCUAGUGCAGCUACUAGGAUCCGUGCCUCGGAUCAUUCUGCUGAUUCUGAAAACCAAUGACCUCACCCGUAGUCUGGACGAGUCUCUAGGCUCAACACAACCGAUGCGCCCAAUGAUGAUCCUCGCUCGCUAUGCGAGUUUGACCGUGUGGGAGGAGGAAAAGGAGAAGAUCCGAAAAGAGGGAAGUCUACUCAAUCCCAGAAACUUCUGGCAUUUGUUCCAGGCCUGGUUGAGUUUCGUGAGGGUUGAGCUGAAGCUUUUCGGCUACGAGCGAUAUCUGUCUGUCAGGAGGCAUUUGAGGCUAGAUGGUUGA
Exophiala aquamarina CBS 119918 is the source of this 1728-nucleotide messenger RNA. RefSeq names its product Atypical/ABC1/ABC1-B protein kinase. The coding region runs from base 1 to 1728 and encodes 575 amino acids. Gene Ontology annotation, biological process: mitochondrion organization; lipid homeostasis. NCBI's taxonomy places the organism in Eukaryota, Fungi, Ascomycota, Eurotiomycetes, Chaetothyriales, Herpotrichiellaceae. The transcript is spliced from 2 exons. Gene Ontology annotation, cellular component: mitochondrial inner membrane. The record is from RefSeq and is a predicted model, not a curated record.